UUAACCCUUUCUCCCUCUCUCUCACUUCGUUAAACCCUGGAACCCGCCAACCUUCAUCCUUGUUCAUUUCUUUGAGACUUUGAAUGCCACAAGCAAGAUUCAUCCUCAAUUCUCGCCUUGAUUUUCGCAAGCAGAACCUUCAUCCUCUUCCUCUCGAUUCAAAAUCGUCUUUCCCUUUUCUUCCUCUCUGUGCAGCAGAUUCGGGCAGCAGACCCAGAUCUCACCGGAGCCACGAACACCACUUCUCACGGUGGUUCUACAAUCCUAAUCGGCGUUCCUCUUCUCGAUGCUAGCAUUGCAUUCUCUGAAAUUUGAUUCAAGACACAUCAAUUAGAUUGAAUUACUGAUUUUUCGUGGGGAAACAAGCAGUUUCUACAAAAUACAAUCAACACUCAAUAGUUGUUUCUUUCGGGGCAAACAUCAAUCCGAAAACCACUCCAUUUCUCAAAGGCUCUUAUUCCUUUAGGGCAUAUUAACAAGCCACAAGAGGCAAGUACCAACAAAAAUUUCUGUGCAUUAUAAAACCCCAUAUAACAACAACCCCCCCCCCCCCCCCCCCCCCCCCCCCCCCCGCGGUCAUCUCAAAAAUUGGAAUUAUGGCAGAAGAUAAAGUAUCGUUGGAUUUGACUGAAGAAACUCUUCAAAGCAUGGAAGUCGGCAUGGCUUUUCGUGAUUAUAGUGGACGAAUCAGUUCAAUGGACUUCCAUAAGAACUCGAGUUACUUGGUCACCGCUAGUGAUGAUGAAUCUAUCCGCUUGUAUGAUGUCACUACUGCAACAUGCUUGAAAACAAUUAAUAGCAAGAAGUAUGGGGUUGAUUUGGUUUGCUUUACUUCUCAUCCUACAACAGUGAUCUACUCGUCCAAGAAUGGCUGGGAUGAGUCGCUCCGCCUUCUGUCCUUGAAUGACAACAAAUACUUGCGGUACUUUAAAGGUCAUCAUGACAGGGUCGUAUCUCUGAGCUUGUGUGCCCGCAAUGAGUUAUUUAUAUCAGGUUCUCUGGACCGGACUGUUCUGCUGUGGGAUCAACGGGCCGAGAAGUGUCAGGGUCUUCUACGUGUCCCAGGAAGACCUGCUACAGCUUAUGAUGAUCAAGGAUUAGUUUUUUCAAUUGCUUUUGGAGGAUUUAUUAGGUUGUUUGAUGUUCGUAUGUAUGAGAAGGGUCCAUUUGAGAUAUUCUCUGUUGGUGGAGACUUUUCUGAUGCCAAUGUAGUCAAAUUUAGCAAUGAUGGAAGACUUCUGCUUGUUACAACUACCAAUGGAUUCAUUCACGUGCUUGAUUCAUUUCGUGGCACCCUUCUAUGCUCGUAUAAUGUUAAACCGGUAUCAACUAGUUCGACUCUGGAGGCCUCGUUUAGCCCUGAAGGAAUGUUUGUCAUAUCAGUCACUUAUUACAUUGCCGAUGCCUGGACCAUUGGAGUAUAACCUCUUGCUUUUAAUCCCCCAAAAAAAUUUUGUGCCAUUGGGCCUCUCUAAUCAGAUCAUUCCCAAGUUUCUGUGAAACUUUGUGUCAACGAAAUCUCUGCUAACAUCAUGUUUAACACACUUUUGUAUGUUGACGGUUCUAUGAGCCUGUGGACACUUGUCCAUAGGCUUAUCUAGUAGCUAUAUGGUUAUAUAAUUUUCAUAACAGUUUCGGAGAAUUUAAAAAAGGCACUAUUUUCCACUUGUAUAUAUUGAAAAAAAAAAACUUAAAGGGUGAAUAUGGCCGCUCAGCUUAAUGUUAUUCUCAAAGCUUGAUAUCUUUCAACUGAAAUAUAGGGAACGCUUUCUCUUCAAUUAAAAUACCGACUUCAACUUGCUUCACUUAUCUAUAAACUCCCAAGGAUUCAUUUGGUUGGGCCUUUUGGAGCUCUCGGUAAAAGGAGUCGAGAAUAGACAGCUUCUACAUGUUUGGUUGCGCCUGUUGUUGAAUUAGACCUGAAGGUGGAUGGGGAGGUAUACUGUUGGACUAACAAUGGUGAAGGGGUGGACAAUGUAAUUCAUGAGGGUGUAGUUGUGUAGGCACUAGGUAGCUAAGAAUUUUUUGUUAAUUUGCUGCUUCUGUAGACGUUAUCUAUACAAGGAAUGGGAUAAAAUGAAAUCAUUCUAACUACUCGAUUUGAAUUUCAAGGAUGACGUUUUAACAGAAUACCUUCUAAAUAUAUCUUUCUACCUUGUCUUCGAUAAACUCAUUAGGUCCUUUUGGACACCAAAAUAAUUGUCCAAGGUCUCUCAAUCUUUUACACUUAGUUUUAGCUCAUGGAUUUGUCAUAUACGAAAAGUCUAUGCUGUGGUGGAUGCCUAGAAUUGAUCUAGCAUAUUUAUAACAAUUGAAGUAGAGAUGUAUUCAGAGAAAACCUUGACAUCCUUUGAUAUUGACUAGGGUAAUCUCUAAUCACUUCUCAGCAAGAAUUGUUAUUUCACUGCAGUAACUUUUGACCUAUUUAAUGUGGACAAUGGCACUGUAAGAUUUAUAAUGUCUGCAGAGUACUUUUAUAGGUCACGACUACUCCAUUGUAAGCCUUGAAAGUAUAUACAGAUCCCUAUAUUUUUCACUGAACAAUUUACAACUCUUGGCGAUAGAUUUGGAACCUUUUUGGCCAAAAAGUCUGUCACAAAAUCAAAUUGUUUCCGUGAGAUGGAUGUCUUUCCUCACCUUGACUCGGGAACUAUUCCGCCUACCUUUGGCAUCGAGUUUUGCGAUAUUUUUGGUAUUUCUCUGCUUUAGCUCAACCACCAGUUUCUUUGUUACUUCUCCUUUUUAGUACCCCGCCCAAUUAUGUUAUUCACUUUCACAUUGUCCUGAUGUACCUCUUUGCACCCUGCCUCCAUCUCUUAGUUCUGAGCCUCCUAUCACAUGAACAUUUUUGAGCUUUAUUUCGUAUAUAUCUUGCUAGUAUAUCCUGUACCUGGGUUUCUUCACCCUUUUGUACCUGUAAACUCAUCCACUAUCUCCUCCCAAUAUAGUCAUGGAUUUGUCAUCUGAUAGGUUCUUCUAAUUCUUUUUGGCUUUUAGCACAUGAGGACUACUCUUUUAUUUCUCAUCUUGUACAAUCUUGCAAAAUCAACAGUUUGUGUUGAAUAUUUGAUUAUAUGCUGAUACAGUUUUGUAAUAGCUAUUUCCCGUUGGCUGAUAGGAUCUUUGCAAUGCAUCUCUUAGAUUUAACCAAGUAUUGUUUCCUUCUCUUGAUAAGUGAGUUAGUUCAGUUCAUGUUAAUCUGCAGUUCUGUUGUUUCUGUUUACGUUUUUAGAUCCUUAUGCACUACUUUUUAACCAUCUCC
This is a messenger RNA of Amaranthus tricolor (Joseph's coat), 3262 nucleotides long. Its product is annotated as protein ANTHESIS POMOTING FACTOR 1. Gene Ontology annotation, cellular component: Set1C/COMPASS complex. Lineage: Eukaryota; Viridiplantae; Streptophyta; Magnoliopsida; Caryophyllales; Amaranthaceae. Gene Ontology annotation, molecular function: chromatin binding; protein binding. The transcript has 12 exons. The record is from RefSeq and is a predicted model, not a curated record. Bases 597 to 1424 code for a protein of 275 amino acids.